Messenger RNA from Sander lucioperca (pikeperch), 3432 nucleotides. RefSeq lists its product as uncharacterized. The transcript is spliced from 5 exons. The coding region runs from base 275 to 1726 and encodes 483 amino acids. NCBI's taxonomy places the organism in Eukaryota, Metazoa, Chordata, Actinopteri, Perciformes, Percidae. The record is from RefSeq and is a predicted model, not a curated record.
GUUUUGCUGUACUUAUUUCCUUUUACUAGAUCAAUUAUGUGUGUACUACCUCAAGCCCACAAACCCUAGUUACUAUCUUUGGAAUGGUAACCUGUUGUGAGUUCCAUUUUGUAAAUGUGUUGUUAAAAUUCCAACUGAAUUGUUUAAAUUUAAAAUAUAAAUGGAUCACAGCAGAACUGAGGGAGGCCUCCUCUCCUGAGAAGCAGGAAGAACUUGCUAAAAAGAGGGACGUAAUCCUGUUACAGCUAGAUGUUGGGUACAGAGUCUGGAGCCUAUGAAGAUGGCCAAAUAUCACAGUAUGUCUCAAACUGUUGAUGUGAACAUGGAGCCUCUGAAAUGGCCCAUAGCUCCAGAUGGCUACAUCCCCAACUCUGUCAUCCGAAACUGGAGGAAGAAGGGAAAGGAUCUUAACAAGGUGUACUGUUGGGAUGACAUCUUUUAUAGUUCCCAUCAGGUGAAUAAACCCACAGCAAAUGAUGAGGAACAUGUGAGCACAAGAGUUUUCUGGAUCACACAAGAUGAGGAGGAAGAGGAAGAAAAGACAGAUGAUGUGAAAUGGAGAACGGACAAAAAGGAAGAUGAGAAAAAUGAGAAAGCCAAGAAGGAAAAAACAAAGGUGCAGGAAAAGGAAAGGGCGGAUGAGAAGAAAGAGAAGGAAGAACACAAGAUGGAAAGAUAUGUCCUUCUGACGCAGAUAAAUACUAACACUACUCUGCAGGACCAGCUGAAAACAUUUGAUGACGGACAAAUGAAUGUGGAGCCUCAAAGGCAAGAAGUCGGCUCAACAUUUAAUCCAAGAAAGACUGUGAACUUCCUACCAACCAUCUGUCCUGAAAAUGGACCUAAACAACUCAGAGAGCAAACGGAACACACAAAGCUUCAUGAAACCAUCACACCUCCCCUCCAGUCGGGCACAGAGAGAUACUCUGUGUCCGAUAAACAAAGAACAUCCAGUUUAAUUCCUAAAGAGUGGCCGGAGCCUCCAUUGGAAAGUCCUGUGGUGUCUGUAGAUGUUGUCAUCCCAAAGCAAGAACCCAGAACCACGUACAUACCACCUAUAGAGCCCGGACACGUGACUCCUUAUCCCCUGAAGGCUCCUCCUUCAACCCCAGAGGAUCCUCGACCCCAACUAGACCUUGGGCCUCCUAAAUGCUCGCCAAUAAAGCGAGAGAUAAAGAGAGAUAAAGGGUUCCUCCUGUCUUCGACCAAAUAUAACAUCAUCAGAGACCAACUACAGGUAACCCUUGAUCAAAAAGUCUUGGAGCUCUAUAAAAAAUUGAAAGUUGGCACCAAGAACUCGUCACGCCUUGGAAAACGCUCCACCAUUGCUGAGCACCCAGAUACUCCUAAGACUAGAGAUUCUAAGGCUACGCAGGCUCUCCAAGGCUUCUGUCCUCCUGCUGAUUCUAAGGCUAUACACACUCUCCAAGACUUCUGUUCUCCAUGGGUAGCACAGUUGGCCGCUAGAGAGCAUCCAGUCAAGUCUUCCAGUGCCAGACAACUUGCGGCAACCAUCCCAGCAACAGGACAUCAGAGAGUGGUGCAAAAGAUCCAGAUGAAAGACACUCUAGAACCAGCAUCCUUUCACUUCCACCAUGUGAUCCCAAUGGCCUCCCAACAGAGCUUCUUCACUUUGAAUCCAUUUGGGACGACCCAGUAUGGAAGGCUGCAGUUUUACUGGAUAAGGGGACAUGAUGCGGACAACCUGCUGAGGGUUUGCAGUUAGACCAACAACUCUGCUCAUAUAGUAGGCUUUGUACCAUCUUUAUAGAUCGACUUAGUAACUGGCCAGCUCUUGAAUUAUUUCAUAAUGAGGUAUUUGGCUGAACAAUAAAAUCAUCUGUUGCAUUAAUACAAUAAUUUAGGUUCAAACUAUGGUAAUGGUGAUGUUAGGUGGUUGGAUCACUUCUUUGGUCCUAACAUUUCUCAACAAAUUUUGUACAGACAUUCAUGAUCCCAAGAGAAUGAACCCUACUAACUUUAGUCAUACCCUUACUUUUCCUCUUGACCAUGUCACAACUGUCCAAUCACUAUCAAUUCAUGUCAUUGGUUCCUAGGCAUUGUAUCCUAAUAACUGUGGUGACACCUAGCGCCACCAGCAGGUUGACAUUUGUGGUUGAAAUGUCUCGACAACUAUCGGAUGCUUUGCAAUUUGAUUCAGACAUUCAUGUCCCCCCGAAUUGAUUUUAACAACUUUCUUAAUUGCCUGUUGAUUCUUUUAGUUGUUAGUUUGUUGUAGGUAUGAACUGAUAUUUUGUGGUGUUAAUUAACUGCAACAUGUGUCUGAGCUUUCUGCUGAUAUAUGAUUAAUAACAAUACAUAAGACCAAAAACAUGGACAGAUAUAACACAGCUUUAUUGACAUUUGUUUCUUGACAUCAGCGGUUUCAUUUGACACGAUGUUCACAUAGCUGGCAAAACAAAAACUCGUGAAUAUUUUGUCAUUAACAGAUUAAUGUAACAAUGAGUAUUGUGAAGUACUGUAAAGAAUUCUAAAUACUGAAACAUUCUACGUUAAUUCAUACAGAAAUUAAAGCUGAAAAACAAAUAUGGCUAACAUUGCCUCACAUUGUCUCAGGAGGUUUAAAUUAAGUAUAAUAUUCAAUAGAGAGCUAUAAAAUAAAAGGAAGUACAAUAUGGCAUUACGCUAACUGUACAGUUGGUAAACUGAAGCAGAAUGAAGGAAGAAAAAAAAACAAUAUGAUAAAUAUAUGCAGAAAUGAUACAUUUACUGAGAUGGCACUUUGAUAGAAACUAAGGCAAGUCAUUAAGGUGUUACACUUUACAGGUGAACAAGUUUGGAAAUCUAUUGCUUUUGAAAAUCUGUUGCUUUUGGAAGCACUUCAGUUUUUGAUAUGUCGAGUACAUCAUUUUAUAUGACAACAGUACAGCAAAAACAAAUGUUCAUUUCUUUGUUAAUUUCAUAAAAACAAACACUUUGAAUAGCUGUGGAUGAACCAUACAGACGUGCAUUGCAUUCACAAAAGUAUCUAUUCUCGUAAUAAUGACUUAGUCUCAUAAUUAGGACGUAAGGAAAAUUAUGAGAAACGGUCUAAUAAUUACAAGAAAAAUGUACCGUAAGUAUGAGGUCCAUAUCUCAUAAUUACGAGAUACCGAUGUCAUAAUUAGGAGAUAUGGAUGUUGUCAUUAUGAUACUAAGUCAAAAUUACAAGUCAUAAUUACGAGAAUAGUUUCCCAUGAUGACAGGUUCUUCAUCUCGUAAUUACAAGAAAACUAUCUUAUAAUUCUGAGAUGCAGAAGCUAGAAUUAUGCAAUAAGGCGUUUCAUUUUUGUUUUGUUUGGUGAAUGAAACAGUGCUUUAGUAGAACUACACCACAACAUACUAUCUGAAUGAAUGAGACCGUAAUGGCCAGUCAGUCAGUGUAAUGAGUGUAGCAAUACAGCUGUAAAACACUGUUGGUGAUGGUUUAUA